AUGUGGGCCGGACUGCUGAUCCGGGCCGCCUGCGCCGCGCUCCUGCUGCCAGGGGCCACCGGCAGGGGCUACCCCGGGAGGAAGACGCCUGGGCACUUUGUCGCGGAGAGACGCCGACUGGGUCCCCAUGUCUGUCUCUCAGGCUUCGGCAGUGGGUGCUGCCCUGGAUGGGCGCCCUCCAUGGGCAGUGGGCAUUGUACCUUGCCGCUCUGCUCCUUUGGCUGUGGGAAUGGCAUCUGCAUCGCUCCCAAUGUCUGCUCCUGCCAGGAUGGAGAACAAGGGGCCACCUGCCCAGAAGCCUAUGGACCCUGUGGGGAAUACGGCUGUGACCUUACCUGUAACCAUGGCGGCUGUCAGGAGGUGGCACGAGUGUGCCCUGUGGGCUUCUCAAUGACAGAGACAGCUGUUGGCAUCAGGUGUACAGACAUUGAUGAAUGCUUGAGCUCCUCUUGCGAAGGCCACUGUGUGAACACGGAAGGCGGGUUUGUGUGUGAGUGUGGGCCUGGAAUGCAGCUGUCUGCUGACCGCCACAGCUGUCAAGACACUGACGAAUGUCUGGGAACCCCCUGCCAGCAGAGGUGUAAAAACAGCUUGGGCAGCUACAGGUGUUCCUGUAGACCGGGCUUCCAUCUCCAUGGCAACCAGCACUCGUGUGUAGAUAUAAACGAGUGUCGUCGGCCGCUGGAAAGGCGAGUUUGUCACCAUUCCUGCCACAACACCGUGGGUAGCUUCCUGUGCUCAUGCAGAUCUGGAUUCAGGCUCAGAGCUGAUGGGGUGUCUUGUGAAGCUUUCCCAAAAGCCCUGUUGGUCCCGUCUGCCAUCCUACAGCCUCUACAGCAGCCCCCCAAAAUGCUACUGCUGCUGCCCCCAGAUGCCAGUCAGCGGGCCCUCUCCCCAGGACACAGCCCUCCUCCUGGAGCUCCAGGGCCCCCAACUGGAGUCAGGACCACCUGCCUGCCACCUCCCACCCCGGCACUACCCACGUCUUCCCCUCCUGCCCCCAGCCAGCUGCUCUCUACUGUGAUGGCUGCCCCAGGGCCCAGUGCCUCCCUGCUGGUCAGCCCUUCCCCGCCCCAGGGCUCUGAAACUGGUGUAAGGCUGGCUGCUGGGUCCUCACCUUGCUGGCACCAGGGAGCCAUGCGCCAGCCCGGGAGCCACUGGACAGAACCUGGGUGUAGCCAGUGCUGGUGUAAGGACGGGGAGGUGACCUGUGGAAAGGUGACGUGUGAGACCACCUGUUCCCACCCGAUUCCCGCCACAGACGGGGGCUGCUGCCCAUCUUGCUCAGGCUGUUUUCACAGUGGCGUCAUCCAUGCAGAAGGUGAAGUCUUUUCCCCUCCCCACUCGAACUGCACCAUUUGUGUUUGUCUGACUGGGAACGUGUCCUGCAUCUCCCCCAAGUGUCCUCCCGGCCCCUGCCAGAGUCCCCCGCAGUCGGAUUGUUGUACUUGUAUUCCAGUAAGGUGCUAUUUCCGUGGCCAAUGGUAUGCAGAUGGAGCUGUCUUCAGUGGGGGUGAUGAUGAGUGUACCACCUGUGCCUGCCAGAAUGGGGAGGUGGAAUGCUCCUUCACGCCAUGUCCAGAGCUGGACUGUCCCCGUGAGGAAUGGUGGCUGGGCCCUGGACAGUGCUGCUUCACCUGCCGGGAGCCCAGGCCCAUGACAGGCUGCUCUCUCGACGACAACGGGGUUGAAUUUCCAGUUGGACAGAUCUGGUCGCCUGGUGACCCCUGUGAGUUAUGCAUCUGCCAGGCAGAUGGCUCAGUGAGCUGUAAGAGGACAGACUGCGUGGAUUCCUGCCCUCAUCCGAUUCGGAUCCCUGGACAAUGCUGCCCUGACUGUUCAGCAGGCUGCACAUACACAGGCAGAAUCUUCUACAACAACGAGACCUUCCCGUCUGUGCUGGACCCCUGUCUGAGCUGCAUCUGCCUGUUGGGCUCAGUGGCCUGCUCGCCCGUGGACUGCCCCAUCACCUGUACCUACCCCUUUCACCCCGAUGGGGAAUGCUGCCCCGUGUGCCGAGACUGCAACUAUGAAGGAAGGAAGGUGGCCAACGGCCAGGUGUUCACCUUGGAUGAUGAGCCGUGUACCCGGUGCACCUGUCAGCUGGGAGAGGUGAGCUGUGAGAAGGUCCCCUGCCACCACGACUGUGCAGACCCCCACGUCCCCCCCAGGGACUGCUGCUCCUCCUGCCCAGAGUCCCCCAUCCCUCCGGAAGGAAGACGGAGGCUCCCUGCUGGUGGGGACGUGGAGUUCAGCAAGGCUGCCCCGGAGCCUCAUGAGGACACAGAGGCCCUCCCAAGUGCUGUCCACUGUAGUACCUGCCCGGGGACCCCUCCAGCAGCAUCCUGUCAGAGACUAGCCCUCCCUGUCUCCCAACUCCUCUUAAGGACGAACUUGUCCAACACACGGACCUCAUGCUCAGGCCACUCCGGAGCCUAGGCCUCGCCCUCACCCCUGUAUGGACCAGGGGACAUGUUCCCAAGGGAGCCCAGGACCUCCAGUCCCCAGCCCUCCUCAGGGCCCUCCACCCCUCCAGUAGCUUCCACUCUACCUCCAGCCUCUCCGGAGCUUCCUUGGGCACCUCCCAUGACUCCCCAGCCCUCCUCUGUCUCCAAGGCCGGGACGGCAUCCAGGUGGCCUUCCCUGCCUGCUACCACACUGGCUAAAACAUUAACACUUUCCACAACUGCCUCCAGCCCCUCAAACACCUCCGUGACCUUCCUAAGACCUCAGACCCUCCCCACCACUUCCAGACUCUCUGUUGCCCAGGCAGCCACAACCGGCUGCGCCCCCCGGAAACCCACUGUCUCCAGGGAAGAGGAACCCACGGUGUAA
This is a messenger RNA of Chrysochloris asiatica (Cape golden mole), 2835 nucleotides long. RefSeq names its product von Willebrand factor C and EGF domains (gene VWCE). Lineage: Eukaryota; Metazoa; Chordata; Mammalia; Afrosoricida; Chrysochloridae. Gene Ontology annotation, molecular function: protein binding; calcium ion binding. Gene Ontology annotation, cellular component: cytoplasm. Gene Ontology annotation, biological process: cellular response to virus. The record is from RefSeq and is a predicted model, not a curated record.